CAAAACCCUAGAGAAGAGUCUCCCUCUUCCUUUCUCCUGGCGCCCCGCCCUCUUCGCCCCCUCCUCGUCCUCCUCCAAACCCACUCUACGCUUCUCUCUGCGGCGCCAUCUCCAACCCUAAUCAGAAGAAUGUCGACAAUUACGGAGGGAGGAAGGAGCUAUGCUCGCAGGGACCUGUUACUUAAAAUACAGUCAGAGAUCCAAAAUUAUUGGUACGAAAACAAAGUUUUCGAGGCAGAGCCAGGCAGCAAAACACCAAAGGAAGGUGAGAAGUUCUUUGGCAACUUCCCUUACCCCUACAUGAAUGGCUUACUUCACCUUGGUCAUGCCUUCUCUAUCUCUAAACUUGAGUUCGGUGCUGCCUACCACCGCCUACGUGGCAGUAACGUCCUCUUACCUUUCGCUUUCCACUGUACCGGAAUGCCCAUUAAGGCCUCAGCAGACAAGCUUGCACGGGAAGUAAAGCAGUUCGGAAAUCCACCCGUUUUCCCUUCCGUAGAAGAGGAAGAGAAAUCAAAUUUGGCCCCCGAAGUCACUACCGAGAGCAAAACCGAACCUGAUAAGUUUAAGAGCAAGAGAUCAAAAGCCGCGGCCAAAUCUAGUGGAGAUAAGUCGCAAUGGGAAAUUAUGAGAAGUUUUGGUCUUCCCGAUGAGGAGAUAGCGAAGUUUCAGGACCCAUAUCACUGGCUCACUUACUUCCCCCCUUUGGCGAAAGAAGACCUCAAGGCUUUUGGGUUGGGUUGUGAUUGGAGGCGGUCUUUUAUAACGACUGAUAUGAACCCAUUCUACGAUUCGUUUGUUAGAUGGCAAAUGAAUAAGUUAAAGAACAUGGGAAAGAUUGUGAAGGAUACAAGAUAUACUAUUUAUUCACCAUUGGAUGGUCAACCUUGUGCGGAUCACGAUAGAGCUUCUGGCGAAGGGGUUCUUCCGCAAGAAUAUGUUUUAAUUAAAAUGGAAAUUAUUCCUCCUUUCCCUCAAAAGUUGAAGGUUUUGGAAGGUAAAAAAGUGUAUUUGGCUGCGGCUACGUUAAGACCCGAAACAAUGUAUGGGCAAACAAAUUGUUGGGUAUUGCCAGAUGGGAAGUAUGGGGCCUUUGAGAUCAAUGAGGCUGAUGUUUUUAUUCUUACUGAGCGCGCUGCGCUUAAUCUAUCAUAUCAGAAUUUAUCAAAAAUCCCUGAAAAACCAAUGUGCUUGCUUGAGUUAUCUGGCUAUGAUUUGAUCGGUUUGCCUUUGAAAUCUCCUCUUGCUUUUAAUGAAGUUAUUUACUCACUUCCGAUGCUCACUAUUUUAACGGAUAAAGGAACCGGUAUAGUGACAAGUGUUCCGAGUGAUUCACCCGAUGAUUAUAGGGCAUUGCAAGAUUUAAAAUCAAAGCCAGAUUUCAGGAAGAAAUACAGAGUUAAUGAUGAGUGGGUUUUGCCAUUCGAGGUAUUUCCGAUAAUUAAUAUCCCAGAAUUCGGGGAUAAAUCGGCAGAAAAGGUGUGUAACGAUCUUAAGAUCAAGAGCCAAAAUGACAAAGAGAAGCUUGCGGAGGCAAAGAGGCUUACAUACUUAAAAGGUUUCACUGAUGGUACAAUGUUGGUAGGAGAAUUCAAAGGGAAGAAGGUUCAAGAAGCGAAGCCGUUAAUUAAGAGCAAGCUUCUGGAGGCUGGCUUAGCAGUUUUGUACAGUGAGCCCGAAAAGAAAGUAAUCUCGCGAUCAGGGGAUGAAUGUAUAGUGGCCCUCACGGAUCAGUGGUACAUUACCUAUGGUGAGGAAGAGUGGAAGAAAAAUGCUGAGGACUGCUUAGAAAAUAUGAACACUUUUUGUGAGGAAACAAAAAAUGGGUUCAGACAUACAUUAAGCUGGUUGAAUCAGUGGGCCUGUUCGCGAUCUUUUGGGCUCGGAACUCGAAUUCCUUGGGAUGAGCAAUUCCUUGUCGAAUCACUUUCUGAUUCUACCCUUUACAUGGCUUAUUACACCAUUGCCCACAUCUUGCAAAAUGGUAAUAUGUAUGGCUCAGAUAAUUCUUCAAUAAAGCCUGAACAGAUGACUGAUGAAGUUUGGGAUUAUGUCUUUUGUGGUGGGCCCGAACCAAAAUCUGAAAUACCAACUUCUUUGCUGCAAAAGAUGAAGCAAGAAUUUGAAUAUUGGUACCCGUUUGAUCUUCGAGUGUCAGGUAAAGAUCUUAUACAAAACCACCUUACAUUUUGUAUUUAUAAUCACACAGCUCUUUUACCCAAGAAGCACUGGCCUCCCGGCUUUCGGUGUAAUGGGCAUUUAAUGUUAAAUUCGGAGAAAAUGUCGAAAUCCACUGGAAACUUCCGGACCCUUCGCCAAGCCAUAGAAGAGUUCUCAUCAGACGCCACUAGGUUUUCUCUUGCGGAUGCAGGGGACGGAAUGGAUGAUGCAAAUUUUGUUUUCGAAACUGCAAAUGCCGCUAUUUUAAGGCUUACGAAAGAGCUUACAUGGAUGGAAGAAGUUUUGGCUGCUGAAAAUUCAUUGCGAGAAGGCCCCCCAUCCACUUAUGCUGACAAGGUAUUUGCCAAUGAGAUAAAUUAUGCAGUUGUGUUGUCCGAAAAGCACUUCAAUGCUUUUAUGUUCAGAGAAGCACUUAAGACCGGCUUUUACGACCUUCAAGCUGCGAGAGAUGAGUAUAGAUUUUCAUGCGGGGCAGGAGGAAUGAAUCGAGACCUUCUUUUCCGGUUUAUGGAUGUUCAGACCCGGCUUAUAGCUCCUAUUUGCCCACAUUAUGCUGAGCAUGUUUGGAAAAACCUCUUGAAGAAACAAGGGUUUGUGAUAAAAGCAGGGUGGCCAGAAGCAGAAGCCCCAGACCUUACUCUCAGAAUCGCUAACAAGUAUUUGCAAGAUUCAAUAGUUUUGAUGCGAAAGCUGCUUCAGAAGCAGGAAUCGGGUCCCAAAAAAGGUAAAAAAGGGGCUCCUGCUCCUCCAGCAGAGGAAAACAAGUUAACAGCAGGGCUUAUAUAUGUGAAUGAACAAUAUGAUGGGUGGAAGGCAGAGUGUUUGAGGAUACUCAAAUACAAAUUCGACGUGGCGAAGGGUUCUUUUCCCCCUAAUGAAGAGAUACUUGAAGCAUUAAAGCAAAGUUCAAUUGGACAGGAUUCGAACUUCAAACAGAUUCAGAAACUAUGCAUGCCCUUUAUUAAAUUCAAAAAGGAUGAGACGAAGGAUGUCGGUCCACGGGCUUUGGAUUUGAAGCUGCCAUUUGGUGAAAUGGAGGUAUUAAGGGAGAAUACGGACUUGAUAAAGCGGCAAUUGGGCCUUGAGCAUGUUGAAAUUCUUGAUCCAAGUGACGAAGCCUCUCGUAGUAAAGCGGGCACGCACGUCUCAUUGCUCACGCAGAAUCCCCCUUCUCCUGGAAAUCCUGUUGCCAUUUUCUUAAGCAAUGCGGAAUUCUCUACAAAUUGAUUUUAAAAUUGGGCUUAAGCAUCGAUUAGUUCAUAAUUUUGUAAGAUUUUGCAGCUUGAUUUGUUUUGUUGGGUAACGAAAACCAAAGUUUUGUGCUUAAUUGUUGUGAAAUUGGUUUACAAUGAAACAAGUAUUGUAUAAACUUUCCUCUGGAUUUUUUAUAUAUUCUGUGCCACAUUAUUGUCUUGAA
Molecule: messenger RNA, 3598 nt
Organism: Ananas comosus (pineapple)
Lineage: Eukaryota; Viridiplantae; Streptophyta; Magnoliopsida; Poales; Bromeliaceae
Product: leucine--tRNA ligase, cytoplasmic-like
Exons: 2
Coding region: 130-3408 (1092 amino acids)
Biological process (GO): leucyl-tRNA aminoacylation
Molecular function (GO): leucine-tRNA ligase activity; aminoacyl-tRNA deacylase activity; ATP binding
Source: RefSeq, a predicted model, not a curated record